Molecule: messenger RNA, 1095 nt
Organism: Alnus glutinosa
Lineage: Eukaryota; Viridiplantae; Streptophyta; Magnoliopsida; Fagales; Betulaceae
Exons: 3
Coding region: 40-723 (227 amino acids)
Source: RefSeq, a predicted model, not a curated record
UGUGCAAACUCUUACCUCCUCUGAAGAAACAGAAGGAAUAUGGAUAGCAUAACAGAAGAAGAACUGCUUCAAAUGGUCAGAGACUUCAUUGAAUCAGAGUCCGCCUCUCCCAUCUCAGCUCCAUCUUCAAAAGCUCUUUCUCACAAUGAUCAGCUUCCGUAUCUCGCCUUACAGGAGAUCCUUCGAAGCGCCUCGGAGACUGAGGCUGGGGUUCUUGAGAAACUCUUGAUGCAUGUGAGGGAAAUGGGAAUUGCAGGGGAACCUUCUAGCGUGAAGAAAUGGUUAGUGAGAAGACUGAAAAUGGAUGGUUAUGAAGCUUCUCUCUGUAAAACUUCUUCCGUUUGCACUUUUAGUCGCACCAAAGAUUUGCAAUUCUCAGGUGAUUAUGAAUAUAUCGAUGUCAUGGUGAGAGACAGUAAUGAUGAUCAGAAACCAACAAGGCUUAUAGUAGACAUUGAUUUUCGGUCUCACUUUGAACUGGCAAGGCCUACAGCAACCUACAAGGAGCUCACCAACACAAUCCCUUCGGUCUUUGUGGGCACUGAAGAAAAGCUCAAGAAGAUAAUCUCUCUGCUCUGCUCAGCAGCAGGGCAAUCUCUGAAACAGAGGGGCCUCCACAUUCCUCCAUGGAGAAAAGCCAGCUACAUGCAGUCCAAGUGGCUUUCUGAAGACUACAAGAAAGUCAAUGUCUCCCCCAACAUAGAUUUGGGUGUGGGUGAGUGAAGAAACGAAGUGCUAACACGCCAUGUUCCUCCAAGUUUAGCAGAUCAUGGGCAUCAUAUCCCCAAUUUUGCAGCCUUUAGAACAAGUAUAAGUGGUGCAGUGCUUGAGUUUUGUCCAGCCCUCCCUUUUUUAAAACACGGGAUAUCAAUUGCUGCUAAAUCAAUGGAGGUUUUUGUCCUUUUCUGUGAAUUUUGAGUCAAUUUUUUUUUGUCUUUGGGACCAUAGUAGCUAGUAGUAUUCUGUUCAUCCUCUCAUAUAGAUCAAAAAUCUUGAAAAUGUAGUAGCAAAGGCGUGUUAGUACCGAGGAUAAGAGGAAACUACAAAGAUCUCAACUUCAAUUGCUUUUCUAAUGUGAGAAAUAGUCUUGCUACU